GCGAGCGGGCGGUGGGGUGUGGCUGGAGGAUCGCAGGUCGGUGCGGUUGGAGGGACCCCAAAGACCACCUAGCCCCAGCGCCUGCCGUGGCAGGGGCGCCUCCCACCGGACCGGGCUGCCCAAAGCCCCAUCCAUCCCUCACGCAGCUCGGGUCUGUCCCAGCUGCUCCAGCCCGUGUCACAGCGUUGUGAGGGUACCCAGACUCGGCAUCAGCAUCUGCCGCUUCAUCAGGAGCACCACAGUUCGCUUCCACACACAGGGCUUACAGAGUCAAGAUGAUAGAUAUGCUUUCACUGCUGAAUGGUAUGACCCAAAUGCUUCACUCUUUCGGCGUUAUGAGCUUCUCUAUUAUCCAAAGGAUGGAUCAGUUGAAAUGUAUGAUGUGAAGAACCAUCGCACCUUUCUGAAGCGCACCAAGUAUGAAAGCUUACACCUUGAGGAUUUAUUUGUGGGCAAUAAAAUUACAGUUUUUUCUCGUCAUCUUUCCUUAGUGGACUAUGGAGAUCAAUAUACAGCACGCAAGCUGGGGAGCCGCAAAGAGAGAACGCUGGCUUUGAUUAAACCUGAUGCAACACCCAAGAUUGGAGAGUUAGUAGAUAUCAUUAUUAAUGCGGGAUUUACAAUAACUAAGGCCAAAAUGAUGAUGCUUUCAAGAAAAGAAGCGGUGGAUUUCUAUGUAGACCAUCAAUCAAAACCUUUUUAUAAUGAGCUUCUCCAUUUUAUAACGAGUGGUCCCAUUGUUGCUAUGGAAAUCUUGGGAGAUGAUGCAGUUUGUAAGUGGAAAACAUUACUGGGGCCUGCAAACUCUGCAGUGGCUAGAACUGAUGAACCAGACAGCAUCAGAGCAAACUUCGGACAUGAUGGCAUAAGAAAUGCAGCUCAUGGCCCAGAUUCAGUUGCUUCAGCUGCACAAGAGCUGGAGUUGUUCUUUCCCUCCAGUGGAGGUCGUGGACCAGUCAACAGUGCAAAAUUCACAAACUGUACUUGUUGCAUUAUUAAGCCUCACGCAGUUAAUGAAGGGCUUGCUGGAAAGAUUAUAAAAGCCAUCAUUAACGAAGGAUUUCAGAUCUCAGCUUUACAGAUGUUCAACAUGGAGCGUGCAAAUGUGGAGGAAUUUUAUGAGAUUUACAAAGGUGUUGUUGCUGAAUAUAUGGAAAUGGUUACAGAGUUGUGUUCAGGCCCUUGCAUAGCAAUGGAGAUUAUACAGCCUGAACCUCCAAAAACGUUCAGAGACUUCUGUGGUCCUUCUGAUCCUGAAAUAGCCCGUCAUCUCCGACCUGGAACUCUGCGUGCUCUCUUUGGGAAGAACAAGAUUCAGAAUGCUGUCCACUGCACGGACCUACCUGAAGAUGGACUUCUGGAGGUGCAGUACUUCUUCAAGAUUCUGGACAACUGAGAGCCUCUACCCCCACCCAAAGCAAAAGACGUGGACACCAAGCGGUGUGUUCAUUCAUUUAUUUGUCCAAUGUUUCAACCUGACUGAAAUACAAGAUCAACAAGAGCACUGUACUCCUGGCUAUUAUUACAUGUUAGAACAUAGAGUUUUGCACUUUAGACAACAUUUAACACCAUUCUAUGGGGUACUGCAUUGCUUUUAUAAAGUUUAAAAUAAAGAUUUAUUUUCAAACAUG
Messenger RNA from Cygnus atratus (black swan), 1631 nucleotides. RefSeq names its product NME/NM23 family member 7 (gene NME7). Gene Ontology annotation, biological process: GTP biosynthetic process; CTP biosynthetic process; UTP biosynthetic process. Gene Ontology annotation, cellular component: centrosome. NCBI's taxonomy places the organism in Eukaryota, Metazoa, Chordata, Aves, Anseriformes, Anatidae. Bases 374 to 1396 code for a protein of 340 amino acids. The transcript is spliced from 12 exons. The record is from RefSeq and is a predicted model, not a curated record. Gene Ontology annotation, molecular function: nucleoside diphosphate kinase activity; ATP binding.